Molecule: messenger RNA, 699 nt
Organism: Rotaria sp. Silwood2
Lineage: Eukaryota; Metazoa; Rotifera; Eurotatoria; Philodinida; Philodinidae
Source: the annotation of a GenBank genome assembly
AUGCAAAAAUCUGAACUUGGUACAACAUCACAACUUGGAUCAAGUUCACAUAAUCUAAUCUCAAGUUGUAAUACUAAUCCAUACGCAGAACUUGUUGAACGUCUUCGCCAAGCUGAAAAACUAAAACUUAAAAAUUUCGGUACAAAAUCUAGUCAGAAACCAUUUGAUUCAAAAAUCAAUUCAAUUACGCAUUCUUGUAUUCAAAAAUUACUUUCUUUUCUUCAUUCUCUUAAUGAUGAUACUAUUGAUAAUCAACAAAACUCGAAUAUAUUCGAUGAAAAUACAUUAAUAGAUUUAUUCUCUGUCGAUAAUCAUCUAUCAUCAUCCAUCUAUGUACCAACAAAUAUUCAUCAACUUAAUAUUAUACCAAAAAGCCUUCGUCAAUCAUUAAAAAAUACUUCAGAUAAUGAACAAAUACUUUGCAAAAUUCAAGCUGAAGUAUCACAAAAUAAUGUAACAACAGAAUUAAAUUCAAAGAUGUUUAAAAAUUCUAAAACAUUUUUGAAUAUUAAUAAACAACAAGUCUAUUCAAAUGAUGAUUCUCAAAUAUCGAAUUUUAUCGAGCAAAAUAAUCAAUUAAAUUCAAAAUUACUUAAUACUUAUGCUGUUAAAGCAUUUAAAGAAUUCUUAAUUCAUAAUAAAAAAUCCACGCGAUUACCAAAAUUAUUUCAUGAUAUUGAUCAAUGGCAUCAAAAAUGA